Spirodela intermedia is the source of this 4523-nucleotide messenger RNA. The record is from the annotation of a GenBank genome assembly. NCBI's taxonomy places the organism in Eukaryota, Viridiplantae, Streptophyta, Magnoliopsida, Alismatales, Araceae.
AUGCAGUGGUACUUCGUGGCUGCGCUCCUCACGCUUCUGACCAGCUCGCAGGUAUGGAGACGCUGGCAGGUUUAAGUGGAUAUUUCGUCCCUAGAAUUCUAGUGCAGUGAGGAUCCGCCUGAUCCGUCUGUUAUCCAUUGUCGUCAGCUAUGCUGCGCGUUAAUCCUAGAUCUGCAUUUAUCUUUCGUGUGUUUUUGCUUCUUCAACGGGAGAAACUGGCUACGUUCCUGGACCUGCAUUUCGAAGGUCGGGGCAUGCUGCUUUCUCCGUGAAGACUGCAUCCGAUAAGGAGAUCUAACCAAGCAUUAGUAUGGUUCCGGAAGCUGGAAUAAGAAACUUGGAUUGUAAUCCCGAUUGUUCUAAUCCUAGCCAGUGUUUUGAUUUGCGUGCUUUGCUUUGGGGUUGCGUAUAUUUAGCUCCCAGUGGAAUUAUAUAAGCGUUGAUUUGAUAAUAGGGCACUGGGCAGGUGCAUUUGUGUUCUAGAGCAAGCCAUGUGCCCACGUGAAUGUGAUCUGAUGCAGGAACUUAUGCAGUGUCCCUAAACACACGCAUUCUCUUAUUUCCCCAAGUUUCGCAAUGAUUUAUGCUGGUUAGAUGUUGAAGGUAAUUUCAAAAAAAAAGUUAUCAAAGGGAACUGCGUUGAAUAAUAUCUCUUCUUUUAUUGAUUCAGGGAAUUUUGACAACGCUCUCCCAAAGUAACGGAGGUUAUAAAUAUGACUAUGCAACUGUUCCAUUCCUUGCAGAAGUCUUCAAGGUACUUCUCCCGAUGCAAUUUACUUGCAACUCUUUUGUAAUGAUACCAAUUAAGUCAGGAAUUAAAUGUGACUGUGCAUAGUUCGAUUGCUUUAUGUCCAUUAUUGUCGGGUUGUGGCGUUGACUUGUGUUAUCUUUUCCUCUUGAAUCUCAGCUUCUUAUAUCCAGUUUGCUCCUCUGGAAAGAGUGUCAGUCUUCAUCCCCCCCAAGUAUGACUACAGAGUGGAAGAGCAUUCGUUUGUUUCCAAUUCCUUCUGUCAUCUACCUUAUCCACAACAACGUUCAGUUUGCAACUUUGACAUAUGUGGAUACUUCAACAUACCAGAUAAUGGGAAAUCUGAAAAUUGUAACAACUGGGAUCUUAUUCAGGUGCUCCUCAUCAUGAUCCAUCUAGAACUCAUUUUUUCUUACCUUGUUUUAUUAGUGCUUUUUGUCUAUUGGGUGAUCUGAUCUGAGAUGAAUCUGGUUUAGAUUCACCUUUUCCACUUUAGGAUGAUUUUCCUCAGUUAAUUUUUUCUUUUCAAAUCUUAGGCUAUUCCUUAGGCGGAAGCUGUCAAAUCUUCAGUGGAUGGCAAUCAUUCUGUUGACUGUUGGGACAACAACAAGCCAGGUCAUUUUCCAAAGCUUUCCUCUUGUCUUUUCCUUACACAAUGAGUAUUUGUCAUAGUUAUUUUUAUUAUAUUCAUAGUAGCAACCGGAAGUAUGGUCUCGUUUACUGCUUCUGGAGUAGUGACUUUGUAGCUCAUAUUUUUGUGGUUUAAAAUUUCAAAUGAGAAAAGAACGAAUUCUAUAAUGCUUUUUCUAUUUUGGACGUCCAAAGCAUCGUAUUCAACUGUUCUGAAGUUUCAAUGGUUGCAGAAAAUGCUGGUUGAUUGAUGUUUUAUCCCUUAGUGGCCUUAUUAAGUACUUUGCCAUAAGUUCUCUUUUGCUGGAGGUUUCUGUUGUGGCUUAGUUUCUUUCAAAUGCACAUAAGAAGAUUCUUCUGUGUGGUAACUUUCACUGGCCUGCUUUUCCAUUGGCAGCUACCUUUUUCUUUAUAUAUAUGCUGCAUUUUCCAUUUUCUGUUAAAGGUGUGGUUCUACUUGCAUUAACAGACAGAACUGCCGAGUAAAUCAGCUGACCUAAAAGAAAGAAUGUACUGUAAUACAGGUUCCUUGAUCGAGUACUAUUUCCUCUAUGGAACGGAAGUUAUUCAUUUUUGGCCUCUUGAUUUCAGGUGAAAAGCUGUGGGGAGGCAUCAUGUGAAUCCCUUUUCUCAGCACCUGUACGAGGUUACAUGCUGGGAAUCCUAUCUGCUUGUCUUUCAGCACUGGCAGGAGUUUACACUGAGUUUCUGAUGAAGAAAAACAAUGACAGCUUGUACUGGCAGAAUGUACAAUUAUAUAUGUACGCAUCCUUACAGCCCCACUUAAAUAUGCUUCCAUUCCCUUAAGUGAGGCAUGCUUCGAAUCAGUAAGAUUGAUGAAGUCGCAAUUAAAGCAAAAAUAGCCAAUUGGAAAGUAAUAGUCAUGCUUGUAAUCCUCCAAGCUACCAACAAAUAAGCUAAACCAUUUGAUCCCUAGCAAUUUUCAUUGCAGUCAAUUGAUAAAACUGUAUAUGCGCCAUCCGUUGUUUCUUCAAAAGGGCCACAAUGAGUAACGUGUUUCUUUCUUUCUCUGUUCACUGAAUGCUCUUUUCCAGGUUCGGUGCAAUCUUUAACAUGCUACGACUUCUCUUAGAUGAUUUUAGAGUUGGAUUUGAAAGAGGACCAUGGUGGGAACGACUUGUUGAUGGGUACUCCAUCACCACAUGGUUGGUUGUACUUAAUUUGGGAUCCACUGGAUUACUGGUUUCAUGGUUGAUGAAAUAUGCAGAUAACAUCGUCAAGGUGAUUUUUUAUCGAGUUGUCUUUUACUUCUACAUUAGAGCUAUGUCAUCUAUUCCAGUUUAUAUAGUGGAAAUUGUUUACUGGUUUGUUCCCAUUUUAAGAUCUCUUUUUUUCUUCCGUCUCUUAAUCAAAAUCAUGAUCAUGGACGAUGGAAUUGAGUGUCAAUGUUCACUGCAGUGAACAUGAAAUGCAUUUGCAACUCUGUCACUAUAAAUUUCCUGUAGAUCAGUUCUAAUGAGUCAAACAAUCAUCUUUCCUUUGUGUCACUUUGUUAUUUGAAUGUUAAUCUAUAAAUUCUUCCUGAAUCAAAGAUGUUUUAGUUAUCUCUUAUGUAUAAAACGUCUCAACAACCUUUUUGAGUAAUCUCUGUAGUCUACAUAUUUUUCUUCCCUUCCUUCAGAUAUGUUCAUUUUCAUUUUUAACAACAAAAACUUACAGAAAUUAAUUUACAUCUGAACUAACCAGCUCUGGGUGCAACAUUAACUGCGCAUCUAUGCCUAAUAUCAUAUCCAUCAGUAAACACUUGGUUCAUACUCAUGUCAUGUUUAGAAACCUAUUCAUGGUUUUGAGGCAUGUCUGAGCAUGCAGAUGAGGCAAAGGUGCUUAUCGACAAACCAAACUUCUAUAGAGGUACACUCAUUGCUGCAGAUUGUUGAGCUUACCUAGCAGUUGUCAGAGGUGUUUUGACCUUUAUACACCAGCGAUCCACUGCGUGAUCUCUUAAUAUACAAAUGCAGCCAGUGAUUUCCGUGAUUAAAAGAUUUGGGAUACCAACUUGGGUAUGUGGAGGUGGGUUUUUGAGUUCAAAGUCGUAGACCAAGUACGAUCGAGGUGGAUUUUAAGUAAUGUCGGCAGUCUGGAGUAAAGACCAAGUACGAUUGUGUAGAUAUGAAAUAUCUCAGUUCUUUGAGCAGGUUUCGGUUUAGAUCUGGAGUAUCUCAUUUCCGUUACAGAUAAGCGGCUGGGCAGUUUUCUUUUGUAAAAUUAAUUAAUUAAUAUUUUACUUUGAAUUUCACAUUUCAUUAAAUAUUUUGAAAAAUAGACCUAUUUUAGUUUCUGUAGUCUUUCUUUUUCUUUUCCUGGUUGAAUGCAUAUUUCCUUUUGAUGGGACUGAACAACUUGGAGACAAUCCUAUUCUGUAGUCCAUGUGACGAAAUGUGGAUGGGAAUGGGCAUUGAAACGAGAAGUUUUGAAACCAUGUUUCACAUAUAAUCGCAUUCUACUUUCCUGCUGUUUAGAGUAAUAAGAGGUACCAAGAAUAUUCAUGUUCAUCCUCAUAAGCUUUUAUAAAAAAAUUCUUAUUAGUGUUUUUAUGUGGGCAUCCGGAUGAUUGACCAAGUACUGAUAGAUUCCAAUAGAAGCAAAAUCAUUUUAUCUAAGAGUGGAAAGAAUGAUUCCAGUACCUAAGCCAAGGUGAGAGGGUCUGGAUAAGAGAAGGGAGAAUAGUAAACUUGUCACAUAUACUUCUUUCAUUCAACGAUUAACACUUUUGAGAGAUACCCAUAUCUGGUCAAUUGGCACCACUCUACCAUUCUCUCACCUCUCCUUCUCUUUUUUUUUAUCUCCCUCUCUCUCUUCUCUCUCUCUCUCUCUCUCUUCAGGUUUAUUCAACAUCAAUGGCGAUGCUGCUGACAAUGGUCCUGUCUAUAUUCCUUUUCAACUUCAGGCCCACUCUGCAGGUGAAAAGUCCCGUUUAUGUGCCGUCUGCUUGUUUUUCAUUUCAGGGUCAUUAUUCAUGCGCUCCUCACCCCCCUCGCAGCUUUUCCUGGGCAUCAUUAUCUGCAUGAUGUCACUCCACAUGUACUUCGCCCCGGCCAGGAUGCUCAUUGAUCUGCUGCCCGCCUCGAAAGCUCCGCCCGAGCCUCUAAACGAAGUUGCCAUCACAAAAACGGAUGAAUCGUGA